Rotaria sordida is the source of this 64-nucleotide messenger RNA. The record is from the annotation of a GenBank genome assembly. NCBI's taxonomy places the organism in Eukaryota, Metazoa, Rotifera, Eurotatoria, Philodinida, Philodinidae.
AUGAUAACACAUAAAACUCAAGGUCAAACACUCGGUAAAAUUAUCAUUGAUCUUAUCAUGCCAC